This is a messenger RNA of Lolium perenne, 1130 nucleotides long. RefSeq names its product mitochondrial uncoupling protein 3. Lineage: Eukaryota; Viridiplantae; Streptophyta; Magnoliopsida; Poales; Poaceae. The record is from RefSeq and is a predicted model, not a curated record. Gene Ontology annotation, biological process: transmembrane transport.
AUGUUAAACCGCGCCGCGGCCGCCGGCGAAGGCGGCCGCCAUGAGACCCUAGCCAAGGUCUCCCUCUCGUCGGCCUCGGCCGCUGUGGCGGAGAUGUCCACGUUCCCCAUCGACGCCCUCAAGAUCCGCCUGCAGCUCCACCGCAGCCCCGGUGUCGGCGGCGGAGUCUUGCGCGUCGCCGGGGAGCUCGUCCGCGACGGGGGGCUUUACCGGGGCCUCUCCCCCGCUGUCCUCCGGCACCUAUUCUACACCCCGCUCCGCAUCGUCGGCUACGAGCACCUCCGGUCCUACCUCGCCAGCGGGGGGCGGGAGGUGGGCCUUGUUGAGAAGGCGAUCGCUGGGGGAGUCUCCGGCGUUGCCGCGCAGGUGCUGGCGAGCCCUGCUGAUUUGAUAAAGGUUAGGAUGCAAGCAGACAGCAGAUUGUUGAGCCAAGGCAUUCAACCUCGGUAUACAGGAACCUUAGAUGCCUUCACGAAAAUCGUGCGUGCUGAAGGCCUUUUAGGACUUUGGAAGGGUGUUGUUCCUAAUGCCCAACGAGCGUUUCUUGUCAACAUGGGCGAGUUGACCUGCUAUGACCAGGCAAAGCAUUUCAUCAUUCGCAAGCAGAUCUGCAACGAUAAUCUGUAUGCUCACACAUUGGCCUCUGUUGCCUCUGGUCUAUGUGCGACUACAUUGAGCUGUCCAGCAGAUGUGAUCAAAACUAGGAUGAUGAACCAGGGCCAGGAGGCAAAAGCUCUAUACAGGAAUUCUUAUGAUUGUUUGGUCAAGACCGUUAAGUAUGAGGGUGCAGCAGCAUUGUGGAAAGGUUUUUUACCUACAUGGGCCAGACUUGGUCCAUGGCAGUUUGUGUUCUGGGUUUCCUAUGAAAAACUGCGACAAAUAUCAGGUAUUUCAUCAUUCUGACAGCGCUGGCUGAGUUUUCAUACAAGAGGCAUUCAGAUCGAAGAAAUUGUAAUUUGUAAACCUUUAGUCUGUGGCUACGCAUUACAGUGUCCAUGCUCCUUUACAUCUAAUUUGAGCCUGAAUUAUGUACUCACAAGGUGCAGCACACUCCGCUUAUCAACUCGAUAUUUUGUCAUGUUCUUCCCUUUGGGUGCUAAUAAUAUACUACUACCUAUUGUGUCCAACAA